Molecule: messenger RNA, 1867 nt
Organism: Papilio xuthus (Asian swallowtail)
Lineage: Eukaryota; Metazoa; Arthropoda; Insecta; Lepidoptera; Papilionidae
Exons: 4
Coding region: 212-652 (146 amino acids)
Source: RefSeq, a predicted model, not a curated record
GCGGCAAGCUGCUGUAAAAAUAAAAAUAUUAAUCUAUAAAGUACCAGUUUGGAGUUAUUGUCACAGUAUUUUCAUCAUAGAUAUUGAUUUAUUUAUUUUACAACAACUAAUGGACUUUUAAAUGUGUAGAGUUUAAUUAGCAUUAGAUAUUUGUGAUAUAUACAAAGAGAACGUGUUGUUAGUAGAUAUUCAUACAUUCCUGUAGAUUACAAUGCCUUCGCCCCGGGACCAGGAUGAGGACGUGAAUCUAUCGAUUUAUGUUCGUGUUGUAUCGUCUAUUUUUAUUGUGUCAGCUAUAACUGCGUUUGCAUUUACUGUGGCACGGCUGCUGAACCCGUAUUUAUUUUAUGAGAAAGAUUUAGAAGGAACAGAUCUAAUUGUGCACUACCUGAUAUCGGGCAUGAUGGUUGUGGCGAGUGUGAUUGGGGUGGUGAACAGUGCAGUUAUGUUGAGCCGCAGUCAGCAGGCGCGAGGGGUAACUGUCUGGUUGCUGCUAGAUUCGCUGUUCGAAGGUGCGCGCGUUGUUUACGCGUUCGUAAGCGCCGCUGUGCUGCACGGCACCGGUAUGUUACUGCGCUACGAGCUUGCACUCACCCUCAUCCAGUACUUGCUGGACAGCUAUGUAUAUUGUCAGAUGAUACUGAGACACUGACAGUUCGAGAGGCAGCUGCAACGCCGGCGCCAGCGCAACAUCAGAACUGUUUAUUCAAAGAAACUUUUAUAACAGUUAACUGAUUACGCUAUGCAACAAAUGAUCUAUUGUACCAAAGGAGUGGCAACACGGUGGCAUCAUCAAAUCUCUGGUCACAAAACCACUCUAGUAUUAUUAUGUAUUACAAUGUAUAUAUAAGAUUAACUUGUAGAUGCUGUCCCGAGGGCGGUACAUUUCUUAGUGAGAUUGAUUUGUAAUAUAAAUAUGUUUAUGUUUUUAAAACAAUAUUCCAUAUUAGCUGUGAUUUUAUCAAAUUCUAAGUUAAUUUGAAAGAAAGCUUUACCUACCACUAUGAAAGGUUUGAGAGUUUAGGUAAUUAAUAGACUAUGUUUUUUGCUUGAUUUUUUAUUGGCUGAUCUGAUUUUUUUAACUUAAAUGUGAUAUUGGCCACUCUUUAAGGGUAAAAAGAUACAUUCCUAGUUCUAUUUUUGUUUAUUAUUUUUAUAAUUCUCGAAACUAUUUUAACGUAACUGUGUAAUUCGUAUCUAUUUCGUUCGCCUUUGAGAUAUUGCUUGAACAAUUUCUUUGUCUUAGAAUUCCGGGAUAAAACAAGACGCAGCUUGCCUUGUAUAAGAUAUAGAAGAAAUAGAAAACUCGCCUAAACCAAAAUACUAUAAAAAACAUUCUUUGACAAAGAAAUUGGAUGUAAAAGCUGCCAAAGAAUGAAUGACUAUUGUGUAAUGUACGUGAUCGUACUGUUUUAGUUCCUAGCUUGUGUAAUGGAAUAUGAUAAUUGAACUCAUUUUAAACGUAUGUAGGUAUUGAAUAGAGAAAGUGUAAUGUAACGCGAACGUUGUGUUACACAUCAACGGAUGUUAUAAAUUGAGAGUUUCCUGUCGUUAUUUUGAUUGGAUAUGAAGAUACUUUUUAGCAAAGGUCAAAUCGGGUCUGGGAAUGGCUUUCGUCAACAACCGAAUUAAGAAGGAAUCCAAUGAUUCAUGUUUUUGGGUCCGACUAUAACAUGUGUACCUGAGUAUCAUGGUGGUAACAUGGUGAAACUCUUGCUAUUCAUUAUAAAUAAAAGAUUAUAAUCCCAUGCAUGAGGCCCGUGAUUUUUCAAAUUUGUGUCAGGUAAAUUUGAACGGGAAACUCUUAAAAUAUGAUUAUGAAAAGACUUUUUUUAUAUUUUGAUUUUUAUAUUACGUUUAAGUUACU